Messenger RNA from Entrophospora sp. SA101, 360 nucleotides. NCBI's taxonomy places the organism in Eukaryota, Fungi, Glomeromycota, Glomeromycetes, Entrophosporales, Entrophosporaceae. The record is from the annotation of a GenBank genome assembly.
AUGCAAUCCAAUAAAGUUGAAAUCACGGACAAAAUCUUAGAUCCGAAGAUGAUUGAAGCUAUGGACAGAAAAGAAUUACAAGCGCAUUGUAAAAAAUUUGGUUAUAAGGCAAAUCUAAAAAAUGAAAAAUUAAAAGAAAUGUUGUUGCAUCGAACAAUGAGACAAAUUGGUAUUGGUAUUGAGGAGGGAGAUUAUAAUGCCUCUGAUAUUCUACAAAGGAGUUUUAAACGGUAUUGUGAACUGCAACAACAACAAAAAAUUGAACUUACCGAGGUUGCUGAAGAAUACCUGACCUUAGGCGAAACGGUUAAAGAAACAGAGCCUGCAGCAAAACUAUUAACAAUAGAUGCUAAAGACUGA